CCCCUGGCGGGCGCGGCGCGGCAGCGCUCGGCGGCGCAUGGGGCGAGCCAGGACGGGCAGCGCGCGGCGGUCCCGGCCGGGCAGCGCGGCCGCCCCCGCCCCCGCGGGCGGGAACCGGCGGGGCCGCGGGAAGGCGGCGGGGGGACCCUCGGGUGGAGCCUCGGCCGGGCCGGGGGCGCAGGAACAGCCGCCCGGCCCCGGAGCGUUCGAUCUGGGGGCGCAGAGCGGGCGCUGGGCCGCCUUCCAGGAGCGGCACCGGCUGAGCUGCGAGGAGGCGGCGCGGCUGCUGCUGGACGCGUAUGAGUACAGAGGUUUGGUCAAGCACACAGGAGGCUGUCACUGCGGAGCCGUCCGCUUUGAGGUCUGGGCUUCAGCAGAUCUUCAUGUUUUUAACUGCAAUUGCAGCAUUUGCACAAAGAAACAGAACAGACACUUCAUUGUCCCAGCGUCACGUUUCAAGCUGCUGAAGGGUGCUGAUAAUUUGACAACAUACACCUUCAACACGCAUCGUGCCCAGCACACAUUCUGCAAGACCUGUGGUGUACAGAGCUUUUAUACUCCUCGUUCUAAUCCAGAUGGUUAUGGAAUAGCUCCCCAUUGUCUGGAUGAUGGCACUGUGCAGAGCAUCGUCACCGAGGAUAUCAAUGGCAAGGAGUGGGAGAAGGCGGUGAAGGAGCACAAGAGCAUCAGAGACAUGUCAAAACCCUGACACAGCCUGCAGCACCUGACCGUGCAGCACUGCUGGGGAACUUAGGCCGGGUUUUCCUGGGUGAGCGCUGGCAAAAUCAAUCUCUACACUAUUGUUAUCUGUUCUCUAUUUCUUAAAUAAAUCUUUCUAUGCCA
This is a messenger RNA of Columba livia (rock pigeon), 843 nucleotides long. It is a transcript of the gene CENPV, whose product is annotated as centromere protein V. Gene Ontology annotation, molecular function: carbon-sulfur lyase activity. The record is from RefSeq and is a predicted model, not a curated record. Lineage: Eukaryota; Metazoa; Chordata; Aves; Columbiformes; Columbidae. The transcript has 5 exons. Bases 38 to 709 code for a protein of 223 amino acids.